GUAUCGAUAGCUCUGAUGUCUUGCCACCACUAACGUAGACGCCGAAAACGCGCAAUUUUUUCAUCCGCCGGAAUUUGCAAAUGCGAAUAAUAUUUGUUAACUGAGUUCGACUGGGGCAUUUCAAUCGCAGUUACCGUCAACGACUCCGGCAGCAAGAUGUCAAGCUUUGUGCUGGAUAAAGAGGCUUUUGUGCGCCGCGUUAAGCGCCUCUACACGGAAUGGAAGGCUCCCAGCAUCGGGCACGACGACGCCCUGAGCAAUUUGGACUGCAUCAUGAGCGUGGUGGGCGCCGACGAGGAUGUGAUCUACUCCAAGUCCAUGGCCCUCCAGCUCUGGCUUCUGGGCUAUGAGCUAACGGACACAAUCUCCGUGUUUGCCUCGGACGCGAUCUACUUCCUGACAAGCAAGAAGAAGAUCGAGUUCCUGAAGCAGACGCAAAAUAUCAGCGAGGAGGGCUUUCCAGAAAUCAAGCUGCUAGUGAGGGACCGUACGGACAAGGACAAGGGAAACUACGAGAAACUGAUCAAGGCCAUACAGAACUCAAAGAAGGGCAAGCGUUUGGGCGUCUUCACCAAGGACGCCUAUCCUGGCGAGUUUAGUGAGGCAUGGAAGAAGUCGCUGAUGGACUCAAAGUUCGAGCAUGUCGACAUUAGCACAAUCAUUGCCUACUUAAUGUGUCCGAAAGACGAGUCCGAGAUAAACAACAUACGCAAAGCCUCACUGGUGUCCAUGGACAUCUUCAAUAAGUAUCUCAAAGAUGAGAUCAUGGACAUCAUUGAUUCAGACAAGAAAGUCAAGCACACCAAGCUGUCGGAUGGCUGCGAGUCGGCCAUUACUGAGAAGAAAUACACCAGCGGCUUGGAUCCCCGAUUGCUGGACAUGGCCUAUCCUCCAAUCAUUCAGUCGGGCGGCAACUACAGUCUCAAGUUCUCUGCCGCUUCCGAUAAAAAUGUCCUGCAUUUCGGCGUGAUUGUGUGCUCAUUGGGGGCCCGCUACAAGUCCUACUGUUCGAAUAUAUCGCGCACCUUCUUGGUCAACCCCACUGAGGCCAUGCAGGAGAAUUACACGUUUCUGGUAAGCGUGCAGGAGGAGAUACUCAAGCUGCUGGUGCCCAGCACCAAACUGUGCGAGGUUUAUGAGAAAACGUUGGCGUACGUGAAGAAAGAGAAGCCCGGCAUGGUCGAUAAUCUAACCAAGAGUUUCGGAUUCGCAAUGGGCUUGGAGUUCCGGGAGAACUCCAUAGUGAUUGGGCCCAAGUGUCAGGCGCUUAUUAAGAAGAAUAUGGUCUUUAAUCUCCACGUUGGCAUCUCGAAUCUAACAAAUGCCGAUGCCACCGACAAGGAGGGCAAGACCUAUGCCCUUUUCAUUGGCGACACUGUGCUUGUGGGCGAACAAUCACCGGCCAGUGUGAUGACUCCCUCCAAAAAGAAAAUCAAGAACGUGGGCAUCUUUAUCAAGGACGACAGCGACGAGGAGGAGGAGGACGCGGAUGAUAAGAAGGCAGCCCAGGAAGACAAAAGCACAGAGAUUCUAGGACGAAGCAAGCGCAAUGCUGUGAUGGACUCAAAGCUGCGCAACGAGAUAAAUACAGAAGAGAAGCGCAAGGAGCAUCAGCGCGAGCUGGCCCAGCAGCUAAACGAAAGGGCCAAGGAGCGUCUGGCAAAGCAGGGAGACACCAAGGAGGCGGAAAAAGUGCGCAAGAAUACAGUCUCGUACAAGUCUAUGAGCCAGAUGCCACGCGAGCCAGAGGUCAAGGAGCUUAAGCUGUAUGUGGACAAAAAAUACGAGACUGUCAUUAUGCCUGUCUUCGGCAUCCAAGUGCCGUUUCACAUUUCCACCAUCAAAAAUAUCUCGCAGUCCGUAGAAGGCGAGUACACGUACUUGCGCAUCAACUUCUUUCACCCGGGCGCCACGAUGGGUCGCAACGAGGGCGGUCUAUACCCACAACCGGAGGCCACAUUUGUCAAGGAAGUGACCUACCGUAGCUCGAACGUCAAGGAACACGGUGAAGUCGCUGCACCGUCGGCGAAUCUUAACAACGCUUUUCGGCUGAUCAAAGAGGUGCAGAAACGCUUCAAGACCCGAGAGGCGGAGGAGCGCGAAAAGGAGGAUCUUGUGAAGCAGGACACACUCAUUCAAUCGCAGAACAAGGGCAAUCCCAAGCUCAAGGACCUCUACAUUCGACCCAAUAUCGUCACCAAGCGUAUGACGGGCAGUCUGGAGGCGCAUACCAAUGGCUUCCGCUACAUCUCUGUGCGCGGCGACAAGGUCGAUAUCCUGUACAACAACAUCAAGAGCGCCUUCUUCCAGCCCUGCGACGGCGAGAUGAUCAUCCUGCUUCACUUCCACCUCAAGUAUGCCAUUAUGUUUGGCAAGAAAAAGCACUUGGAUGUGCAAUUCUACACGGAAGUGGGCGAGAUCACGACGGAUUUGGGCAAGCAUCAGCACAUGCACGAUCGCGACGAUCUGGCAGCCGAACAGUCGGAGCGGGAGCUUAGGCACAAACUGAAGACGGCCUUUAAGAGCUUCUGCGAAAAGGUUGAGGCGAUGACAAAGUCGGUGGUGGAAUUCGACACGCCGUUCCGCGAGCUGGGCUUCCCCGGCGCCCCAUUCCGCAGCACCGUCACCCUUCAGCCAACGUCCGGCUCUCUGGUCAAUCUCACCGAAUGGCCGCCAUUUGUCAUCACCCUAGACGACGUCGAGCUGGUGCACUUUGAGCGUGUGCAGUUCCACCUGCGCAAUUUCGACAUGAUCUUCGUGUUUAAGGAAUACAACAAGAAGGUGGCCAUGGUUAAUGCCAUUCCAAUGAACAUGCUGGAUCACGUCAAGGAGUGGCUCAACUCCUGUGACAUUCGUUAUUCGGAGGGCGUCCAGUCGCUGAACUGGCAAAAGAUUAUGAAGACCAUCACAGACGAUCCUGAGGGAUUCUUCGAGCAAGGCGGCUGGACCUUCUUGGACCCCGAAUCGGGCAGCGAGGACGAGAACGAAACAGCCGAAUCCGAGGAGGAUGAGGCCUACAAUCCUACAGAUGCCGAAUCGGAUGAGGAGUCGGACGAGGACUCCGAGUACUCGGAGGCUUCCGAAGAUGAGAGCGACGAAAGUGAUGAUGAUUUGGGUUCUGAUGAGGAGUCUGGUAAGGAUUGGUCCGAUCUAGAGCGCGAGGCCGCCGAAGAGGAUCGAAACCAUGAUUAUGCCACCGAUGACAAGCCACGCAAUGGAAAGUUUGAGCCCAAGAAGCACGGCAAGAGCUCAAAGCACAGUCGCCGCGAACGCGAGGAACAGCGAUCGUCUUCGUCGCACAGUAAAAAGCAUAAGUCGAACUCCUCCUCCUCCUCUUCGCAUUUAAAAUCCUCCAGCUCCAAACAUGGCAGCUCAUCUAGCCCAUCGAAAUCGUCCAAGGAUAAGUACCACAACCGGGACAAGCAUCAUUCCUCCUCGUCGUCGGGACACAAGAGCAGCAGCAAGGACAAGGAUCGCAAACGUUCGCGGGACGACAGCCGCGACAAUGGUCACAAAUCGAAGAAGUCGCGUCAUUAGGAGGAUCCUCCUCUCCUCUUUCAUCGAAUUAAAUUUUUUAAUCCUUCCUGUUAUCAUUGUCAGUCUGUUAUGAGGUCCCCCCACAAUCCAUUCACCCUUUUCUCACUUGGAAGUUGUAUUACAAAUUAAAUAUAAUACGCGAUUA
Drosophila serrata is the source of this 3682-nucleotide messenger RNA. It is a transcript of the gene dre4, whose product is annotated as SPT16 homolog, facilitates chromatin remodeling subunit dre4. NCBI's taxonomy places the organism in Eukaryota, Metazoa, Arthropoda, Insecta, Diptera, Drosophilidae. Gene Ontology annotation, biological process: transcription elongation by RNA polymerase II. Gene Ontology annotation, molecular function: nucleosome binding. Gene Ontology annotation, cellular component: FACT complex. The record is from RefSeq and is a predicted model, not a curated record.